GGGAAGCGCGGGAACGCGGCUCAGUCCGCACGGGGUUCUUGAGAUGCGGUGGGCAUAACUGCCCCUUAAAUCCCUUAAACCUGUCUCAGUCACACUGGAAACUAAAAACUAUUUACACUUACAAGAAGCGUGGUUUGUGGGUUUUUUUAUUAUUUUGUUCUAGCUUUGUUUUUGUCUUUUUUUGGUUAAUGGAAAACUUGCUGUGGAGACUUCGAAGCAAAACUCAGAAGGUGCUGGAACAGGCUCCCCAAAAAGUGGUCACAGCUCCAAGUCUGACACAGUUCAAGAAGCGAUUGGACAGUGUCUCGGGCACAGGCCUAGUAAUCCGUGGUGAAAAGGAUGAACAUGCAGUGUUGUGCAGCAAAGAUAAAACUUAUGACAUGAAAAUAGCAGAUACCUCAAAUAUGCUGCUUUUUGUUCCUGAUUGCAAAACUCCAGAGGAACUGAAUGCAGAUCCAGCAUCUUGUAAUAUUAUUCAUUCACAGAUUGCUGGUUUCUCCAAGAACUAUUGGGAAUUAAGGAGAUGUCGACCAAAACUGAAGAAACUGAGGAAGCUUUUAAUGGAAGAUCCAUAUGAAGGGCCUGAUAGUCAGAAAGAUCAUACUUCAACAUUGUCAAAGUAUACAACAGAAGAUUUGUUAAGUCUGAUUCAAGCAAGUGAAGAAGAAAUACUCCACCAAUUGCAGGUUAUAGAUGCCUGCAAAAUUGAAGGAUAUUGGAGAAUUCUAGACUUUGACUAUGAGAUGAAACUCUUGAGUCAUGUGACUCAGCUAAUAGACUCAGAGUCCUGGCCUUUGAGUAAGGUUCCUCUAUGUGCCUGCCUUGAAGAACUUGGAUCUCUAGAACCCAGGGACAUGAUAGAACACAUUCUUUUAAGUUAUGGCAGAAAAUAUGUUGAUGAUGGGGAGGUUUUCUUUGAAAUGCGUGAAGAUAAAAUAUGCAGAGCUAUAGCACGAAUGCUCUUGCAAAAUGCAGUUAAAUUCAAUCUAACAGAGUUUGAAGAAGUCUGGCAACAGAGUGUACCUGAGGGGAUGACAACAAGGCUUGAUCAGCUUCAGGGCUUGGCUCUUGUGGAUAAAAGUUCAAGACCGGAGACCAUUUUUCUGCUAAAAGUAGAAGACUUACCUGAAGACAAUCAGGAAAGAUUCAACAGCUUAUUUGGCAUACGGGAAAAGUGGACAGAAGUGGAUAUUACCCCUUACAUACAAGAUUUGUGUGCAGAGAAGCAGACUGUUGGUGCUCUUCUGACAAAAUACGCACGCUCCUCAAUGCUGAAUGGUGUUAAAGUUUUUAAUUCUAGAAGACCCAUCUCAUAACAAGUAUUGUUUGAAGAACUGAGGAUGCUGAAUGUAGUAACAGUGAAUGUUGCUUGCUGCUGCCUUCUGGGGAAAAGAGUUGCCAACCAUCAUUACACAGUGGAGUUUAAGCAGCUGGGCUACUUGAACAAGUUGUGUUUUCUGCUCAGCUAAGGAGAGUGUGGGGGCACUUGGGGCCUCUAAGGAAUGAUAUUCAGCUCACCUUCCUUUGCCAGCCUUCUUUGCCAGCCCUCCUUUGCCCAACUUCUUUUUCCUUUGUGUCUAGUUAAACCAGGAGCCAAGCUACUUCUUGAAUAAGCUUAAUCUGUUUAUCCAUAAGUCUAAAAUGAAGAUUUAAAACCUCCUUGAUAACAGUUCAAUCAAUUUAAUUGAUUUGAAUAGCAAAAUGGAAAGUUUAGUCUUCUGCCCAUUAGUGGCCAUUCUUAACGAUUAAAGAUUCACUGCAGUGUUCACAUUUUGAAUAGCACAGAGCUCAUCAAGCUCAUGAACAAAUCAUUCCCCACCGAGACUACACCUGUCUUGAUUUUGAAAAGUGGUUCUUUUUAAGGUCAUGUCUAUGAACACCAUCAGCACAAGCACCUGACACUUUAAUCCUUGGCAGAAUGGCCUUAUAUAUAUUACAAAAAAAAUAAUUGCAGUGAAGUGUAAAUAUAAGAGAGUAGUUGGACAUUGUGUUACAAAUUUCCUAUAAACUGUCAUUAAAAUGUAGCUGAGGUAAAGCUAAUGAUUUACAGAAGACUACUUGAAUUUUUUUUAAAAGAACUGAUAAAUUUUGUAGUAAAAUUAUUUUUUUAAAACUUUGUUGUGGCAAAUAACUGCACAUAGAAAUUGUGCCUUGAAACCUUAUAGUAUAAUAUUGUGCUGUGUUGAGCAAUGGAACAGGAUGUUUUUAUGAUACUGCCAUGAAGUGGUGUGCCUGAGAUGGUAAUUUUGUAAUUAAAAAGGAUUGUUUUCGUGUCAGUAAACCAGAGUUUAAUAUUAGAUAGUUUUCAGAUUUAUAUUUUAAACUUAACACUUGUAGGUUGUUUGAUACAAAAAAGCAUUUUUUCCAUCAGACUCAGAUGUGAGGUAUGAAAUCCCUUGGAACUGCCAGCAUUCCAGCUGUAGAGUGAGUGAGGAGAGAAACUGCUAAAUCGAAUGUAACUCUUAGGAUGCAGGGUGUGUGUACUUGGAAUUUGUUACAGAUAAAAAGCGGAAUAAAAGCUACUCCCUGA
Messenger RNA from Oenanthe melanoleuca, 2530 nucleotides. It is a transcript of the gene DSCC1, whose product is annotated as DNA replication and sister chromatid cohesion 1. Lineage: Eukaryota; Metazoa; Chordata; Aves; Passeriformes; Muscicapidae. The record is from RefSeq and is a predicted model, not a curated record. Gene Ontology annotation, biological process: maintenance of mitotic sister chromatid cohesion; mitotic sister chromatid cohesion. The coding region runs from base 189 to 1316 and encodes 375 amino acids. Gene Ontology annotation, cellular component: nucleus; Ctf18 RFC-like complex; chromatin. The transcript is spliced from 9 exons.